GCUUUAUCUAAAUAAGACCCCUUUCCCUCAUUUCUCCCUCAGUCUUUGAAAAAUGACGAGCAAUCUUCCAAAAUGGAUGUCCAGAAGCUUCUGGAGUUAGGCCAGAAACAGAGGGAAGAAAUGAAGUCUCUCCAGGAGGCCCUGCAGAAUCAGCUUAGAGAGACAUCUGAGAAAGCGGAGAAACAUCAGGCCACAAUUAAUUUUCUGAAGACUGAAGUGGAAAGGAAAAGCAAAAUGAUCCGUGACUUACAGAAUGAGGUAAUUUUCAUGUUACAUGAAAACUGUACAUUAAUCAAAUAUUACAAAAAAAUACACAUAUGAAUUUACC
This is a messenger RNA of Phodopus roborovskii (desert hamster), 328 nucleotides long. Its product is annotated as leucine zipper protein 2-like. Lineage: Eukaryota; Metazoa; Chordata; Mammalia; Rodentia; Cricetidae. The transcript has 3 exons. The record is from RefSeq and is a predicted model, not a curated record. The coding region runs from base 73 to 321 and encodes 82 amino acids.